Molecule: messenger RNA, 727 nt
Organism: Schistosoma margrebowiei
Lineage: Eukaryota; Metazoa; Platyhelminthes; Trematoda; Strigeidida; Schistosomatidae
Source: the annotation of a GenBank genome assembly
UGAUAAUUGAAGUUCACAUUUUGUUUAAUCCUCACUCCUUAUUAGUGCGCACUUUGUGGUAUUACUCGUGUAGGCAUGAGUUUCCAAAAGAAGCCCAUAAUUAUAGAUGCACAAGGCCAUCUUCUUGGUCGUUUGGCCUCUGUUGUGGCCAAAACACUGCUCAAUGGUCAAAAAAUAGUUGUAGUACGGUGUGAAGGCAUCAAUAUAUCAGGAUCGUUUUAUCGAAACAAAUUGAAAUAUCUUGACUUCCUUAGGAAGCGUAUGAACACCAACCCAUCGAGAGGUCCAUAUCACUUCAGAGCACCCGCAAAAAUAUUCUGGCGUACUGUUCGUGGUAUGCUUCCUCACAAGUUAUACCGUGGAAAACAGGCUCUUGACAGACUCAAAGUUUUCGAAGGCAUACCUCCUCCAUACGACAAGAAGAAACGCAUGGUUGUUCCUUCAGCUUUACGAGCAAUCCGGUUGAAGCCAGGACGAAAGUUUUCUGUAUUAUCUCGAUUGUCUAACGACGUCGGGUGGAAAUAUAAGAAUGUAAUCGAAAAGAUGGAGAAUCGUCGGAAAGCCAAGGCAGCUGUCUGGUAUAAAAGGAAAAAGCUUCUGAAGAAACCGAGCGAGGUUGUAAGAGGACGAGCUAAAGAGGCGAUUGCACCAUAUCAAGCAAUCCUUAAACAGUAUGGUUACUCUUAGACUUGUAUAUUAUAAGGCUUAACAAACAUAUUUUACGGAU